AUGCUUGCAUUGCUUGAAGAAACCAUACUUCAAUCUAAUCUAUCUCCGAGCACACACCCCCUAGCAAAUCCAAACCGCCCUCUUAAGCACAUACCCAUUCUCCGCCUCCCCACCCUCCCACCCCGCAUUCCAAUACCUCUGAUCCCCGUUCCAAUUCUGCUGCCACCCACUCAUACUAACCCAAUAAUCAUCAUCGAUAUAAUUCUGCAUAAAAUCACUCUCUGUCGCAUGCACGGUGACCGGACCUACCAAUUCAUUGGUAGACAUCGUAUACGUCCCGUCGCUCAGAGCAGACCAAGAGGCCUCAGAGUCCAUGGCCUAGAUGUCGCAGGAGUUGUCGAAGAGGUAGACCCAUGCGAGCUGGUUGGUCGGGUACCCGACUACGGUGGUGGUGCAGAGGUUUGCGCCGGUGGUGGGGAGGCAGAUGGGAGUCGCGAGGCCGAGGUCGUAGUAAGGGACCGGGGCCGUUCCGGAGACUUGGCGGGUGUGGAGGGUUGUGUUUUUGGGGGCGGGUAUGGCUUUUGUGGGGAGAGCGAGCGUGGUUGUUGCUGCUGCUAGGGAGAGUGCGAGGUAAGUGAAGAAGUUUUGCAUUUUGAAUGUUGAUAAAGAGAGUUGUGUUUGAGUUUUGUUGUAUAAUGAUUGUGUUUGUAAGUGAAGACUUAAAGUGUAAUAUGUUGCCAGCAACGUGUGUGGUUGAAUGAUAUUUUUUGUGUUGAUUUUUUUUU
Messenger RNA from Mollisia scopiformis, 725 nucleotides. RefSeq lists its product as uncharacterized. Bases 1 to 558 code for a protein of 185 amino acids. NCBI's taxonomy places the organism in Eukaryota, Fungi, Ascomycota, Leotiomycetes, Helotiales, Mollisiaceae. The transcript has a single exon. The record is from RefSeq and is a predicted model, not a curated record.